AUUUUUCACUCUCUUGAUGCGAUUAUGCGAAGCUAUUCAAGCUAAUAUGGAGCUGACGGAUUUUCUCUGAUUGUUGUUCGCUUCUGGGUUUUGUCUUGAAUCCGCCAUGGAAGCUCCUUCGAUGCUUCUAUGCUCAAAUGUCAUUCCUCGGGGGUUAAUUGGAGAGAACCGGAAAUUUUCGUUCAGGCAUUUUGACAAACAGGUGAAGUGUUGUUCCUUUCGUGCUGAUUACAGGAGCUCUCGGUCGCUCCCUGGUCCUGAAUCGAUAAGAAUUUCACCGAGAAGGAGUUUUUCUCUAUUUUCAGCGAGAACAAGUUCAUGGGUUCCGCCCAAGUGCUCGAUAUCCGACGCGACAACUUCCGAUUCCGACAAUCCGUUGUUUAAGCCUUUCAAAACCCUGUCUUUCGAUUCAUUGGUGAAGAGAAUCUCUCAGUUGAAACCUAUUGAUGUCGUGAAAUUAUCUGCUGUUGUAUCGGUUUUGAUUGUAGCUGCGAGAAAGACUGUGAAUUUGGUCUUCGACCCAUUCUUCUGGAUGUAUUUCAGCUGGACGUGGUUGUUCUGGCCUUGGCUCGUGGCUGUUGCUCUUGCGGUUUAUGGGUUGUACUGUUUUCGCAAGCAUUGGCUCGGAGAAGCCAAUGGGUUUGAGCAGCUCGCCAUUGUAACUUCUGCUUUCACAUGGCUUACACUUGUACCACCCGCACAUUUCAAUGGCUAUCUUGAAGGUUGGCCCUUUGUGUUCUUCCUCGCUUACCAUUACUUCUUCUUCUACAACGUAAGCGUGAGAAAACGGUUAUAUGGUGAUUAUUUUGCCCGCUCUCACGAUCCCAAGUGGGACGUGAACACGUCCGUAUGGACUCGCCUUAUGUUCUGUGUCGGCGUUAUGAUUGGUCAUUGGUUAGCAGCCUUUGAAGGGCCCGAGCUUCACCGUUUACCAGGCGGUUGGACCAAUGUGGGUAUAUGGAUCUUGAUCGUGAUUACAAUGCUGACACAGUAUGAUUCUACACUAUAUCUUGCCAAUUACUCUGAGAAAGUUGUGGUUCCAACAGCUGUUGUGCAGUUUGGCCCUUAUAGAUGGGUUAGGCAUCCGAUAUAUGCAUCUACCAUACUUCUGUUUGCAACUUACUGCAUCGCUUUAAGGGCGCCUUUGAGUCUGUUGUUUAUUGCGGCGGUUUGUGUGGUUUAUUACGACAAGAAGGCAAAGUUGGAAGAGGCAUUGAUGGUGGAGACUUUCGGACAAAGCUAUUUGGAGUAUGCUAAUAAGGUUAGGUACAAGUUCAUCCCUUUUAUUUAUUAGUGCUGUCUCAGAGGAGGAAUCUUGUUAUCUGUUAUCUGGUAUGUUUCAAUCAAACAUGUAUGAUUCGAUUCGAUAUAUUAGCAUGUCCAUUUGAUGGGAAUGUUAGAGCUUUGAGAAAGAAUUUCUUUAUCCUAUAUAUGGGUUCCUUCUCUUCCAACUCAA
This is a messenger RNA of Tarenaya hassleriana, 1456 nucleotides long. RefSeq lists its product as uncharacterized. The record is from RefSeq and is a predicted model, not a curated record. The transcript has a single exon. Bases 107 to 1294 code for a protein of 395 amino acids. NCBI's taxonomy places the organism in Eukaryota, Viridiplantae, Streptophyta, Magnoliopsida, Brassicales, Cleomaceae.